AUGCAUUCACUCUCUCCUCAUCUCUCUCUUUCCCUCUCUCUCCCCAUCUCUUUCUUUCUCUCUCUCCUCCUCUCUCUCUUUAUCUUUCUAUCUCUCUUUCCCUCUCUCUCCAUCUCUUUCCUUCUCUCUCUCCUUCUCUAUCUCUCUAUCUUCCUAUCUCUCUCUUUCUCUCUCUGCUCAUCUCUCUCUUUACCUCUCUCUCCCCAUCUCUUUCCUUCUCUAUCUCCUCCUCUCUCUUUCUUUAUCAUCCUAUCUCUCUCUUUCCCUCUCUCUCCUCAUUUCUUUCCUGCUCUCUCUCCUUCUCUCUCUCUAUUUUCCUAUCUCUCUCAUUCCCUCUCUCUCUCCCCAUCUCUUUCCUUCUCUGUCUCCUUCUCUAUCUCUCUAUCUUCCUAUGUGUCUCUAUCUUUCUCUCUCUCCUCAUCUCUCUCUUUCCCUCUCUAUCCCCAUCUGUUUCCUUCUCUCUCUCUCCGUAUGUCUCUCUUUCCUUCUCUCUUCCCAUCUCUUUCCUUCUCUCUUUCACUCUCUCUCUCUCUUUAUCUUCCUAUCUCUCUCUUUCCCUCUCUCUCUCUCCCCACUUCUUUUUUUCUCUGUCUACUUCUCUAUCUCUCUAUCUUCCUAUCUCUCUCUUUCCCUCUCUCCCUCCGCAUUUCUUUUUUUCUCUGUCUACUUCUCUAUCUCUCUAUCUUCCUAUCUGUCACUCUUUCUUACUCUCUCUCCCUCUUUCUCUCUCUCUCUUACUCUCGGUGUAUCCCUGUUUCCUUUUUACUGGCUUUUUUUCUAUUAUUUUUUCUGCAUUUUCAUUUUGGCGACACAAUUCUACUAUCGUCACCACCUAAUCACAUAUGA
This is a messenger RNA of Acanthosepion pharaonis, 846 nucleotides long. NCBI's taxonomy places the organism in Eukaryota, Metazoa, Mollusca, Cephalopoda, Sepiida, Sepiidae. The record is from the annotation of a GenBank genome assembly.